UACUCGUCCUUCUCACGAGCACAUUUUCACAUUUCUGGAGCCGAGUAAUUUUUCGUAUAAUGAAAACUUCAGAGUUUUCCUACGCUUGUAUUCUUUUUGCGGUGGGUUUUAUUUCUGCCACGUGGGGAACUGAUACCGAUGGCGUUUACAAAAUUGGCGUGGGCGUGGGCGAUAUUACAGGACCUCCGGCCGGUAUUGUUUUGAACGGUCACAUCAACCCUUUCACAUACGCGGCGGGAAUUCAUACGCGUCAAUAUGCCCGCGCCUUCGUCGUGGAAUCCAUCACUACGGGAAACGUGAUAACUUACGUAACUUGCGACAUGGGGAUGAUCGACCACUCAAUGAAGCCCGCUGUUGUGGCGAAACUCGCCGCAAAGUUCGGCUCCAAAUACAAUGAGAGCAACAUUUUGAUAAGCGGGACUCACACGCACAGCGGGGUUUCUGGCUUCAUGACGUAUUUCGCCUACUUGGUGAUCGAGUCGCAAAAAUUCAAUCCGAUUAGUUACUGGGCUGCGGUCGACGGGAUAGUUGACGCCAUCACGGCCGCCGAGCUUUCUUUGCAAGACGGUAAAAUCUUUUGGCAUCAAGGCGAACUCCUCGACACGAACAGAAAUCGGAGAAUGGAUCAGUACGAAAUGAAUCCACAAGAGGAGCGGGACGCUUAUCCAUAUUCCGUCGAUAAGGACAUGAUCAUCCUCAAAUUUGUCGAUCUGGCGGACAACCCGAUCGGACUGUUCGCCUGGUACCCGCUCCACCCACUCUCCUUCAACCAGCGGGAGGAUAACCCACUCGUUUGCUCGGAAUCCACGGGGUACGCUGCCGUCCUUUUCGAUGCUGCUCUUAAUCCGGCAGGAACAUUGCCGGGCAAAGGCAAAUUCGUGUCUGGUUUUGGCUCCACGAAUUUGGGCGACGUUGCCCCCGACAAUAAUGACCCAAUCAUAAGCCCAAGCCGAAUCGACCUCACGGACGAUAUGAGAAAGUUACGUAACAAUGGGAACAAACUAUUCAACAAGGCGACUCAAUUAUUCAACGAUAUCGCAAACCUUCAGCCAAUUUCCGGUCCGAUUGGAUCCGUUCAUCGUUAUGUGGACACGGAAACGAUUGAAGUUCAACGUUUCGACGAAUCAACGGGUCAAACACAGACCAUGUCGUUGUGCAAGGGUGCCCUCGGUUUCGGCUAUGUGGGUCUCGACCCGGAAGAAUUCCCAUUUCUUGAAACUAUCAGAGACCUCAUCAAAGCCCCUUCAGAAGAAAUGGUUCAAUGCCAAAGUCCUAAAAUUGUGGCCCUCGCCGCAGGAGAGAUGGACGACCCUUGGCAGUGGGCUCCAUCUAUCGUGGAGUUGCAGAAUCUCCAGCUUGGUUCUAUCUUCUUGGCCGGUGUUCCCGGGGAAUUCACCACAAUGGCGGGUCGUCGCGUUCGGAACGCUAUUUUCAACGCUACCGGGGACAAAGUCAUCGUAGCCGGGUUGUCGAACAACUACAUCAACUAUGUCGCAACACCGGAGGAGUACGAAUUUCAGGAGUAUGAAGCCGGUGCGACGGCAUACGGAAGAAACACGCUACCCGUGAUUACAACCCUUCUUCAAGAAAUGGCGGUAGCUUUGAAAGACGGAACCCCGGAGUCCAUCCCGAUUGGUGAUCCAGCCCCAAGUUUUCUUCAUCUGCUCCCUGACGACGUUAAACCUAGGGCGGAUCCCACUCCAACGAAUGGAGCUGAAUUUGGCGACGUUAUCAUCGAUGUUGGACCCACCUACACAGUCAUUACAGAGACCGAAGUACGUGCCGUUUUUUACGCCGGGUCCCCCAGAAAUUCGCCCAUGCGGAAGGGAACAUUUCUAACGGUUGAUAAACUUGAGGACGGAAGGUGGACCACGGUUAAAACGGAUGCUGACGUUGACACAGCGUUUUACUGGAAUCUUGUUAACCAUCAUGGUGAGAUUUCCUGGUUUGUGGACCCCUCCUUCCCUAAAGGAACGUAUCGACUUCGACACUUCGGUUACUACAGAAUUAUAGAGGACGGAAUUUCCAUCCCGUACAGUGGAACGUCAUCCCAAUUUAUUUUACUCUAAAUAAAAAUGGUAUAAAAUUGUUUCCUUUCAGUCCAAUGUUUCCACCUAAUUGCAAAAUUUAAAAAUUUACAUCAGCGUUGGUUAGAAUGUAUUGAAAUAAAAUUAUUCCUCUAGUAAGCGUUAAGUUGUGAAAUCGCA
Folsomia candida is the source of this 2207-nucleotide messenger RNA. RefSeq names its product neutral ceramidase. Gene Ontology annotation, biological process: long-chain fatty acid biosynthetic process; sphingosine biosynthetic process; ceramide catabolic process. The coding region runs from base 60 to 2069 and encodes 669 amino acids. Lineage: Eukaryota; Metazoa; Arthropoda; Collembola; Entomobryomorpha; Isotomidae. Gene Ontology annotation, cellular component: extracellular region. Gene Ontology annotation, molecular function: N-acylsphingosine amidohydrolase activity. The transcript has 8 exons. The record is from RefSeq and is a predicted model, not a curated record.